Molecule: messenger RNA, 3087 nt
Organism: Linum trigynum
Lineage: Eukaryota; Viridiplantae; Streptophyta; Magnoliopsida; Malpighiales; Linaceae
Source: the annotation of a GenBank genome assembly
CCGACAAAUGGUUUUCGUGUAAACCGUAGGGUGGGGUGGCGGUUUUUGAAAAAUUGUGAUAUUUUUGGAAUUUUUUUGGAUUGGGUGGUAUUUUUGGAAUUUUUUUUUAAACAGUGGUACUUUUGGGACCCGACAAAUGGUUUUCGUGUAAACCGUAGGGUGGGGUGGCGGUUUUUGAAAAAUGGUGAUAUUUUUGGAAUUUUUUUUUAAAUAGUGGUACUUUUGGAUUUUUUACCACGUUUGUUACAAAAUUUUGUAAAAAACUAAAAACUUUUAAGAGAAGGAAGAGAGGACAAAAGGAAAACUGGAAUGAACGAAGGAGGAAAGGUAGAUGAAAAUGACGGAAGCUUGGAUUCGUGCAGUCGUUGAAGCCAUCCACUCUACCCCUUCUCAGGCCGCAAUUUAUCUCUCCGGCGGCGCGUCUCAGAGUCUCGGGUUGUUGAUGUCCGUCCCCGGAGCUACCUCUACAGUCCUUGAAGCUCUGGUGCCAUACUCGAGAGUCUCUAUGGUUGAUUUACUCGGAAAGAUUCCUGCAAGUUACUGUAGCCAGCAAACAGCGGAGGAGAUGGCUUUGUUGGCUUACAAUCGGGCUCUUAAGCUCUCUUCCCCUGGUGCUCCUGUUGUUGGUGUGGGUUUCACUGGAUCUCUUGCAAGUUCACGUCCAAAACUUGGAGAUCACAGGUUUCAUUUAUCUACAAGAUCAUCUAACCGACUUUACGCGUCAACAGUUACAUUGUCAAAGGGAAUGCGAUCUCGAGAGCAGGAAGAUACAGUGUCAAGUCAAUUCUUACUGAAGGCCUUGUCAAAAGCAUGCAAAGUCGUCCAGCAAACAUCUGGUUCUCCCUUAUCUGAAUCAGACUCAUUGGAUGAACAUGAAAAGAAGUUCACAGAAGAUGAAGAGCUACAGCAAGUCAUAGACGGUCAAAUAUGCUUCAAGAUUUACCCAUUUUCAGAUUCACCAAAUGGUGAGAGAAAGAUCAUACUUCCUGGCUCUUUUAACCCUUUGCAUGAUGGUCACGUCAAGCUUCUGGAGGUCGCUACUAGCCUUUGUGGCAAUGGCUAUCCAUGCUAUGAAAUUUCAGCGAUAAAUGCAGACAAACCUCCUCUUACUGUAUCCCAAAUCAAAGAUCGGGUGAAGCAGUUUGAAAAUGUUGGCAAAACUGUAAUCAUUUCUAACCAGCCCUUUUUUUAUAAGAAGGCUGAGCUCUUCCCUGGCAGUGCUUUCGUCAUUGGUGCCGAUACAGCAGCAAGGUUGAUAAAUCCCAAAUAUUACGAUGGAAGCUAUGGAAAGAUGCUUGAGAUCCUUGGAGCAUGCAAAGCAAGAGGCUGCACUUUUCUUGUGGGUGGUCGAAGCACCGAUGGUGUUUUCAAGGUUCUUGGGGACUUGGAGAUCCCGGAGGAGUUGAAGGACAUGUUUGUGCCGAUACCAGCUGAGAUGUUCCGCAUGGAUAUUUCGUCCACCGAAAUAAGGAAGAGUCGAGGGAUGAUGUGAAGAACUUGAUGCAGAUGCAACUCCACAUGUCUUCUGCAGUUUGCAGUAAUAUAUGAAGUUUUUGUCCAUGCCAUUUUGUUGUACAGGUUUUCGAGUUUGGAAUUUCGGGUCCUCAAGUAAAAUUGCACACAGGAUGAGAUGAGUUGGAUUUGUAAGCUGUGCAGCUUUCACCCUUGCUAUAGAGAAUUCAAGCCCUCAAAUGAUUAUGGAGUUGUUUGAGCUCUGUAAAUGCUCAUCAACACAGCUUGUCAAGCUAAGUACAAGUUCGGCUCAAGAUGAGUUCGAUUUUAAAUCAUUCUUCCUGAAAGAUUUUACGCAUAAGAAUGUAAAUGAGUAAAAAGAACCAUAGAAACUAAAAAUAACAGCUAACUUCAAUACACAUUUGUAUUAGCGAGAUAAUUUUUCAUGUUCGGAGGAGUAAUUAAUCAUUCCACAAUCUCUAAUAAGCUCGUGAGCUUAGCUCAACAAGCCAUUGAGUCAAGCUAUCUCAUGAGCUUAUCAAGCUGAGUUUUUUACUAACGAGUUGGCUUGUCAAAUACCAAAUCAAGUGUCGAACGAAUUUUUUUCGAUUCGAUUUUCGAGUUGCUCGUGAGCGACUUGGUUCAUUUGCAACCAUAUCUACCAUGUGAGCGAAUGGUUGACUGAUUUUAUCAAUGUUUUAGGAACUAUAUCGUAUCGACCGAUCAAUCUAGAAAUAUUGGAUACUAAACCCAAACAAUAGACAAUUUUAAUAAUAUGAAACGAUUCAAUUACAAUUCAACCAUAAUUUUAAUACAAAAUAACUUAUCAUUAAAAUUUCCAUUAUAACUUUCGAUAUGUUUUCGCAUCAUUAUUACAAUCUAAAGCGACUUGAUGUCUCUGUUUUCUUGUAAAUUAAACGACUUUGUAUCUAGUUCUCUUUUUGUUACGUGUUACCCAAUUUACCGUUUCAUUAUUUUGUCGUUUGUGCCAACCGUUCUUCACCAACUCUUUCCCCACUUUCUCCUAUCGUCCUUUUGCUUAAUUUUUCUAAUCUUUUACUUUCCCGGGAACGCGCGAGUACAGCUGUUCCGAUUACCGCUUCCGAACAACCGCCGAUAUGAAAAACCAUGGCAGAGCAGAAGUCAUUAUCGAUUUCGGCUUCAUCUCCCCGACCGGCUCAGAAUCGAAAGCUCUAUCAGCGAAUCUUGUCUGCUACUGAGUUUUGCAGUUCGUGCUGGGGGAGAAACACAUGCAUCAGAAUGGGAGGAAGGUUUGCCGGCGAACGAAUUUUCUUGCCGGGAUUCUUCUGCUCGACCUGGGUUUUGGGGGCUCUUCCCUCCUUUUCCAUCUAUACUGGUACUCUUCACUGUCAAUUCUUUGUUUAGGUAAAUGGGUUCUCAAAGGUUGGGGUUGGUUGUCGGCGCCAGCCAGUCAGCCAGCCUUACAGGCCGUUCUGUCACUAUCUGUCGGUAUUGUCUGUAUCCCAACCAUGAUUCUCCCCCUUUCCCAUUAUUUAUUUACUCCGCCGCUCUAUUCUUUACCAACUCUACUGUAUUUUAAGCACUUGAAAACGGUCUCUGAAGAUUGAUUCAAUCUAAGUUCAAUGAUCGAAGGAAUAACAUUAUCAAAGUAAU